Messenger RNA from Dictyostelium discoideum AX4, 1128 nucleotides. Its product is annotated as zinc/iron permease. The transcript is spliced from 2 exons. Gene Ontology annotation, biological process: transmembrane transport; metal ion transport. Gene Ontology annotation, cellular component: membrane. NCBI's taxonomy places the organism in Eukaryota, Evosea, Eumycetozoa, Dictyosteliales, Dictyosteliaceae. Bases 1 to 1128 code for a protein of 375 amino acids. Gene Ontology annotation, molecular function: metal ion transmembrane transporter activity. The record is from RefSeq and is a predicted model, not a curated record.
AUGUCUUUAGUACCACCAAAUUUUUUAACUUUAAAUGUUUGCCAAGAUGCUUUUAAUAAUUUAUUUUCAUUAUAUUUUUCAGAACAUGAUCAUGACCAUGAAGAAGAUGGUGGUGGUGGUCAUGAAGGACAUAUACAUGCAGGUGUUUCAUGUGAAGAAGAUCCAGAUAAACAAUAUAGUAGACCGAUACAUAUUGCAGCGAUUUUCAUUAUUUUGGCUUGUUCCAUUUUUGGUACAGUUAUUCCAAUUGUUGCCACUCAUGUUAAAAAAUUAAGAAUUCCAAGAUAUGCUAUUAUCGUUGGUAAAUCAAUUGGUAUUGGUGUAGUUUUAUCAUGCGCUCUCAUUCAUAUGUUAUUACCAGCAGUUGUUGCACUUGGAUCUGACUGUUUACCAGAUUCCUGGCAUGAAGGAUAUGAAGCUUAUCCUUACCUUUUUGCAUUGUUAGCUGGUAUUGUCAUGCAAUUUAUCGAUUUUACAGUUCUCCAAUAUUUAACCCACAAAGAACAAAAAAAAUCAAUGUCAUUAGAUUCAUCAACCAAAACAGACAAUUCAUUAAAAGAAGUCCAUACCACUGGAAAUGUUGAAAAUUGUCAUGGCAGCCAUGUUCAUGGAGGUCUUUUAAUGGAUCCAGCUGCUUUAAAAACUAUUGAAGCUUAUUUAUUGGAAUUUGGUAUUACAGUUCAUUCAGUUUUCAUUGGUUUGGCUGUUGGUGUUGUUGAUGAUAAAAUUUUAAAAGCAUUAUUGGUUGCAUUAGCUUUCCACCAAUUUUUUGAAGGUGUUGCACUUGGUUCAAGAAUAGCAGACGCUAAAUUAACAUCACACUGGCAUGAAGCUUUGUUGACUGCAAUUUUCUCUUUUUCAGCUCCAGUUGGUAUUGCGAUUGGUGUUGGUGUUGCCUCAACACUCAAUGUAAAUGGUGCAACCUAUUUAAUUGUUCAAGGUGUUUUCGAUAGUGUUUGCGCUGGUAUUUUACUUUACAUUGGUUUUUCUUUAAUGAUCAAGGAUUUCCCAGAAGAUAUGGAACAAUUAUGUAAAGGUAAAAAAUUUGAAUAUUUAUUACGUGCUGGUUUAUUUAUCGGUCUUUGGCUUGGCGCAGCUAUGAUGGCUUUUAUAGGAAAAUAUUUGUAA